AUGACCGAGCCCGGGUCCAGCGCUUGCGGGCUGGCGACAAAUUUUCAGACUCCGCGGCGCCCGGUUCCCUUCGUCUCCCCGAAAACAAAAAGCGAUGGCCUUGCCAAUCUCCCGGUCAACAAUAAACGCGGCUCGGUGCGCUCGCCCGACGGCGCGCCCAUCCCGAGACGACUCGAUGCCAGCGACGUGGGAUGGGCUACCUCGACGACGCCGCACUCGACCGCGAACGAUCCGGCCGAGACGGAAGCGCUGCAGUGCCUCGAACAGGGCACAGCGAAGCUCGAGGAGGGUGACGUGCAGGCGGCCAAGGAACUUUACAAGCGCAGCGUCGAGAUCAAACGCAAUGCAAGCUCCCUCUUCAAUCUCGGCGUGACACAUUACCACCUCAAAGAGUACGACGACGCCAUUUCUGCGUGGAAAGAGUCCAUCGCGCUCCAACCAUCAAGCCCGGACGCCCACACCAAUCUCGCCAGCGCGUACAUCAUCUCCCCCGUCGCACGCCCGGACCUCGCGCUACACCACCUCCAUAUCGCGACUUCCCUCGCGCCUGAGGAUCCCGAAAUUGCGUUCAACUACGCCGCCGUUCUGGAAGCAUGUGGCCGCCUGGAAGAGGCUCUAGAACAGUACAAGCGCAGUAAAGACAACGGCGUCGAACGCGCAGCCAUGCACAUCCGCAACGUGAGCGCUAAGAUCCUGGGAUCGAAGAUGAAAGAAGCCGAGAGCGCCGGGGGCGAGAAGCCCGGCUCGGACUCACAGUGAGGCAGCGGCCAAGGCGACGCCGUCCCCCGCGCGCUGCGCGCACCGUCGCUUUGGUGGCGGCGGGAAGAGCUUUGACGGCUAGGCGGCGCUUCUCUUCCCUCGGCGUGCGUCCACCGCGUCGAGCGUUGUUAUUGUCUGGCGCGCUCGUUCUCGGGACACACGCGCCGCGGACUUUGCCGGUGCGAAGGUCGUUAGUAUGAGCGUCAGGCGUUCGAAGGACCGUGAUCUUCUUCCUCAUUCGAUGGCUGUGGAGGACUUCGCGUACUAUCUGGAGUACGUACUUCUCGAUGCUGCGGAGUGUGCAUCCCCCCCGCCGCGAGAUGCGUAUGACGUGGGGUUAUGCAUAGAUAAUCAGGAUCGAAAACACGUCUCUCCGCG
Punctularia strigosozonata HHB-11173 SS5 is the source of this 1137-nucleotide messenger RNA. Its product is annotated as TPR-like protein. Lineage: Eukaryota; Fungi; Basidiomycota; Agaricomycetes; Corticiales; Punctulariaceae. The record is from RefSeq and is a predicted model, not a curated record. The transcript is spliced from 12 exons. Gene Ontology annotation, molecular function: protein binding. The coding region runs from base 1 to 759 and encodes 252 amino acids.